AUGGUUGAUCUACCUUACGCCCUCGACGCGGAAACGCCCCUCAAGGCAUCCGAGCUCCAGGUCCUCCGCGCCCAAUAUGAAAAAGAAGGCGACAUGGUCGGCGUCCAAACCAAGUUCAACUACGCAUGGGGCCUCGUAAAAUCAGACUCCCGCAACGACCAACAACUAGGCGUCCGCCUCCUCUCCGAAAUCUUCCGCGUCUCCCCCGAGCGCCGCCGCGAGUGCCUCUUCUACCUCGCCCUCGGCAACUACAAGCUCGGAAACUACGGCGAGGCCCGCCGCUACAACGAUCUCCUCCUCGAGAAGGAGCCCGCCAACCUCCAGGCCUCCAACCUGCGCCAGCUCGUCGACGACAAGGUCGCCAAGGAAGGGCUCAUGGGUGUCGCGAUCAUCAGUGGUGUUGCGGUCGCGGCGGGUGUGGUGGGUGCGUUUUUGGUGAGGAAUGUUAAGAGGAGAUAG
Molecule: messenger RNA, 459 nt
Organism: Colletotrichum costaricense
Lineage: Eukaryota; Fungi; Ascomycota; Sordariomycetes; Glomerellales; Glomerellaceae
Product: mitochondria fission 1 protein
Exons: 4
Coding region: 1-459 (152 amino acids)
Biological process (GO): peroxisome fission; autophagy of mitochondrion; mitochondrial fission
Cellular component (GO): mitochondrial outer membrane; peroxisomal membrane
Molecular function (GO): protein binding
Source: RefSeq, a predicted model, not a curated record